AUGGAUAUCGACGAGGAUGAACCACCAACUGCAACAUCAUAUACCCAACCCAACAGCCAUCAUGAUAUGGAAGACGAGGUACAGGACUGGAAACUAUUGGGUACCCGUACCACAUCAUCAUCAUCAUCAUCAGCUAUUCCUAAACGUGGUGAAAAGGAAUUUGAGCCUGAUGGAACUUCAGUGCAAAACCAAUCAUUAAAGGAAUCCCAACAGGCAAUGUUUGAUGCAUUGUCGAAUACUCGUGGUCAUCAUGUCAAACACAAGUUAGCGGGAGUUUGGGUGCCCAAAUUGAACCAAUGUGUUGUUUUACAUAUACGAGGCAAUUUCUUUAGAGAUAUGGGUGUCGCUCGUGGGCUGAUAAUGUAUUUGAACCAGUAUGAAACUGUGUACUUGGUAGAAAGGGGCAGUUUGAUUGCAUAUUUGUCUAGUGAAGAAUUUGAAGAUUGGUUGGAUAACGGGAGUGAGAUUGAAUUUGAUAUCGGAUCGAAGCUAUGGGCAUUGGAUUUGGAAUAUUUGUAUUGUCUUGUUAAGGUGGAUAUCCCGCAGUAUCAAGUUUAUUCGUACUUGAAACGAUUGGGGUAUAUAUUACAAGCUCCAAAGUUGCAGCUGACAAUUGAUAAGGGAAAAGUUUACAAUUCUACCUUGAAUGUUUCAUUUUGGUUGUUGCCUCGAAAAUGGGGCAUCCUUGCGUAUCCUGCAUUGCAUACUAGUCAUUUCAAAACAAAGACGUAUUUCAAUUACACCAACAUCUACAAAGCAAUUACGCUAAACACUGAAGAAAUUGUAACCGAUCCCCCGACGAAGCCAUUGCACAUCACCUACAAUGUUUGGAGACCAACACCAUCAUUUGCAAAGAAAUCGCCACCUCAUCCGGAUUUCCAAUUAGUAGUUUUUGAUAUCAAGGAUCCGUCUUACCUAACUCUAUCUCAACUACAACAUCUACAACUGCAGCUUUGUCAAAGCGAGUCUGAUUUAGUGAUCAAACCGACACCCAAAAAGAAACCACCACGCGUGGAGUCAAAACGACAAAUCCGAGCCAAACAACAAGCAGAACGACAAUCAAAACUAGAUAAAUCAAUUCAAUUGCGGAAUGAAUAUUGGAAACGACGCGAUUCCCUGUUCAAACAAGGCCAUUCACCAGUUAUUCUUGCAAUUGUUAAUCAAGGAGUGAUAAACUUUGUUAAUUUAUCAUCGGGUGAUUUCAACUGUGAAUUCAACAAAGAGGCAUUGGAUGAGAUCUAUCCGGGAAAACCACAUUCAAUUAUAUACCAGGGUUAA
Molecule: messenger RNA, 1278 nt
Organism: Lodderomyces parapsilosis
Lineage: Eukaryota; Fungi; Ascomycota; Pichiomycetes; Serinales; Debaryomycetaceae
Product: tRNA splicing endonuclease subunit
Exons: 1
Coding region: 1-1278 (425 amino acids)
Biological process (GO): tRNA-type intron splice site recognition and cleavage
Cellular component (GO): tRNA-intron endonuclease complex
Source: RefSeq, a predicted model, not a curated record